Messenger RNA from Microsporum canis CBS 113480, 2412 nucleotides. Its product is annotated as mannosyltransferase 1. The record is from RefSeq and is a predicted model, not a curated record. Lineage: Eukaryota; Fungi; Ascomycota; Eurotiomycetes; Onygenales; Arthrodermataceae. The coding region runs from base 1 to 2412 and encodes 803 amino acids. Gene Ontology annotation, biological process: protein O-linked glycosylation via mannose. Gene Ontology annotation, molecular function: dolichyl-phosphate-mannose-protein mannosyltransferase activity. The transcript is spliced from 6 exons. Gene Ontology annotation, cellular component: endoplasmic reticulum; membrane.
AUGGCGUCCAAGGCCUCGAAUGCCGGUCUGGAGGCGAAGACGCCCAAAAGUCGCUCCAAGAGCCGCUCGAAGAGUCGCUCCCCCGGUCCCAAGGGCGGAUCCAGGCAGGCCAGAGUCCAGGAUUACCGCUCAGAGGGCGUCAAGGACUACGAUGUCCUCAACCUGCCGGUGUCAGACUACAAGAUAAUGCUCGUCAUCACCGCAAUUGCAACGGUUGUGCGUCUGUUCAGGAUCUAUCAGCCUACCAGCGUCGUCUUCGAUGAGGUCCACUUCGGAGGCUUUGCUACCAAGUAUAUCAAAGGGAAAUUCUUCAUGGACGUUCACCCGCCGCUGGCAAAGCUGCUCAUCACCCUCGCCGGUCACCUCGCCGGGUUCAAGGGAGACUUUGACUUCAAGGAGAUUGGCAAGGAUUAUCUAGAACCUGGUGUUCCCUAUGUUGCCAUGCGCAUGCUUCCCGCCAUCAUGGGUGUAAUGACGGUCCCUACCAUGUUCCUCACCCUCAAGGCAACCGGCUGUCGGACGUCUACCGCCUCCUUCGGUGCUCUCCUGGUCACCUUUGAAAACGCACUCGUCACUCAGUCUCGUUUCAUCCUGCUGGACUCGCCUCUGAUCAUCUUCACUGCAUUGACCGUCCUGUCCUUCACCUCGUUCUCGAACCAGCAUGAGCAGGGCCCACCCAAGGCCUUUGGGCCCUCCUGGUGGUUCUGGCUGGUGACCUCGGGUCUUUUCUUGGGAGCAACCGCCAGCGUGAAAUGGGUUGGCCUCUUCACCAUUGCGUGGGUUGGUUCCUUGACUCUUGUCCAACUCUGGGUUCUUCUGGGUGACCCAAAGACCGUUACUCCGGGCAUGAACGAUGUACCGGCGGACGUCGCCUUUGGCUCGCGCGUAUCCAUCAGACACCACAACACACAGGGUGGUUACCUGCACUCCCACAACCACAUGUACCCCACCGGAAGCAAGCAGCAACAAAUCACCCUUUACCCCCACAAGGAUGACAACAACGUCUUCAUAUUAGAGAAUCAGACUCAGCCCCUUGGACCAUAUGGCCAGGUUGCUGGUCCAAGGGCCUGGGAUAACAUUACCACUGAUUACGUUGUGGACGGCAGCACCAUCAAGCUCUACCAUAUGGCCACUGACAGACGCCUUCACUCCCAUGACGUUCGUCCCCCGGUUACCGAAGCUGACUGGCAGUUCGAAGUUUCUGCGUACGGCUAUGAAGGAUUCGACGGUGACGCCAACGAUCUCUUCCGUGUGGAGAUUGUCCCCUCUAUGUCUCGCGGAGAAGAGGCAAAGAAGAGACUGAGGACUAUCGAAACGAAAUUCAGGCUCAUUCAUGUGAUGACUGGCUGUGUUUUGUUCUCUCACAAAGUUAAGCUACCGUCAUGGGGUUUCGAGCAACAGGAGGUUACCUGCGCCAAAGGCGGUUCGCUACCCAAUAGCAUCUGGUAUAUUGAACAAAACACCCACCCAGCUCUCCCCGACGAUGUCGAGAAGGUGAACUACAAGCUUCCCGGCUUCUUCGCCAAGUUCUGGGAGCUCCACAAGGUUAUGUGGAGGACGAACGCUGGUCUCGUUGAUUCUCACGCCUGGGACUCUCGCCCACCAUCCUGGCCUAUCCUGUCUCGUGGUAUCAACUUCUGGGGAAGACAGCAUCGUCACAUCUACCUUAUCGGCAACCCAAUCAUCUGGUGGACUUCCACUGCCGCAGUUGUAGUCUGGGUGCCAUCCGCCUUUGGCAAGCUGUUUAUCGUUGCGUUCUUGACUCUCAGCCUUGCUGCCUUUGCCCUUCUUUCGCCAUUGGCCUAUGGCAACAUCUGGACUAGAGACAUGUGCCAGAAGACCAAAUUGAUCUCUACCUGGGACUUUGAUUGCAACCUUUUCCAUACUGACCUAUCCCAAUAUUCUACCCCUGAAUACAUCACCCCAGACGCCGCCCAAACAUCCGUAGCUACACCACCCUCUCAAAUACAGCAGAAGGAACAUCAACCUUCACAGCAACCUUCACAGCAGGUAGACCAGGCCCCUGACCAACAGAAAGCAGUUGACAAUCACCUGCCGCAACUGGGUGAGGAGAUCCGUAGAGUCCGCGAAGUUGAGUACCGCGAUAAGGCGGGGAACAUCCUAAACGAGGAACAGGUUAAGCUUCUCGAAUCCCAGGGAGAAAUCUCCUUCGAGACCCGCUACGAGACCCGAACUAGACUGGUUGACAGCGAGGGACGAGAAAUCCCCAAGGAAGCUCUUGUCGCCCCCGAACAUCCUGAUGUCCAGGGCUCCAACCCGGAGACCGUCGCUAAGGAUGCAGCAGAAGCACCAGCGGACAAGCCUGCUGUUGUUGAAGACGAGGGAAAAUCAGUAUUGAGGGAAGAGGGAAAGCCAAAGCCCGCUAGCGAGGCUAAUGCUGCUACAAACUAA